GGUCAGGUACGAGGAAAGAAAAAAUAAAAAGCAAAUAAAAAUAAAAUAUGGAUGUUUGUGGACUCGGGAUCUUAUGCUGUUUAAGACGUUAUCAAAAGCCAAGAAACGACAAAGAUGUCAAUGAGAUCCAAGUGCAGCUAGAUACGACUCAAAUGGGGCAUGAAGUUGUGAUUGUUAAGUCAGGGAGAAGGAUAUGUGGAUCAGGAGCUGCUCUAGCUAAUGCUCCGUUAUUACAGAAUAAGUGUUAUUUUGAAGCUAAGAUACAAAGCGGAGGUGUUUGGGGAAUCGGCAUAGCAACCAAAAAGUGUGACCUUAACAAGAUUCCCCUUGGUAACAGUCCUGAUAGUUGGGUACUAAGAUCAGAUGGGACAGUAGCACACAAUAGCAUAAUACACCACAAACUAACUACAAUACCAGAAGAAGGAGAUAUAAUCGCUUGUACAUUUGAUCACGUAGAAGCAAAUUUUUAUCAUAAUGGAAAACAUCUUCAUAGUCCACUAACAGGAUUCAGAGAGACUGUUUAUCCAAUUAUAUAUGUUGAUGAUGGUACAAUAGUCGACGUUAAUUUUAAAGACUUUGUCUUUGAGCCACCAAGCGGGUUUACAGGGAUAAUGUUUGAAAAGUCUCUACUUUAACUCUUAAUUAAGUACUAGGUCUUUUGAUAUCAUGUACAGUAAUUAUGAAUUAUUAUUAGCAAUUAUUUCCACAGUCCACAUGGGCCAUUAAGUAGAUGAAUAAACCCAUCUAGACAAGUGGAUUGAAAUGUCUUAUCCAAUCAUUCCUUUCCAGGCUUACAGGAGUUAAAAUGAUGGCCUGUCUUCAACAAUGUCUGGCUAGAAUCAGAACUUGUCUGGUCAAAUCUUUGCCUUGCUUGUCACUUGGCUAGCAAUAUUAAGCCAGAAAUGAGUUAUGACCGAGCUAAUACGAAUUUGGCCAGUGAUUAUGACCUACUUUAGGUCCUGCUUUGAGUAUUAUUACUUUGUUUACCCCAGUCUAGUGCUUGAAAAGAUAACUUAAUAUUGAUAAGACUCAAGGAACGAAYCUAGUUCUAAGAGAAUGACACCUGGUCGGAAAUGGGAAAAUACUGCACCUAAGUGAACUGUGUCUGUCGUUUCAGACAUCUACUAAAACUUUGCAAAAUGCUACACAAACCUUCCGUUAAAUUAUUAGUUUUUCUUUACAAAGCUAUCACUAAUAGAGCCAAAUAUAACAUAGGAUUCGAGAGAUAAGAAUGCAAGAAUCUAGUGUGCAGUCAAAGUUAGAAAAGAGAACGAAGAAAAAGUGGUUUAUUAAAUUWAUUAAGUUUUGAUUAUAGAGCACAUUUUCGCAUUCAUAUUUUGUAUGUUUUUAAAUAAAAUUUAUUACUUGAAUAUGAAUAUUAUAAACAAAUGUGAUUAAGGUGCGGUAAUACGGGCAACAAGAUCACCCAUCAGUUGCGUUGCAGGUUGCAGAACAGCAAGUUGCUAUGGCUUCCUUUCCGUGUGCAACAAAUUUUCAUUAAUGCAAAGAGAAGAGUUUACUUCAAGGGCAACAACUUGCGCUCAUGCAGAGUGGUCAGUCUGCAACCUGCAACUCAACUUUGGGUGAUGUUGUUGCCUGUAUCACCGCACCUUUUGUUAUACAACACACAGGAUUGUGGGAGGAGUUAAAGUAUAUAAGGAGGGAGUAUAUUUAUGAUGAAAUAAAAUAAAGCACAUACUUUGUUUUCA
Messenger RNA from Actinia tenebrosa (Australian red waratah sea anemone), 1709 nucleotides. RefSeq names its product SPRY domain-containing protein 7. The record is from RefSeq and is a predicted model, not a curated record. Gene Ontology annotation, molecular function: protein binding. Lineage: Eukaryota; Metazoa; Cnidaria; Anthozoa; Actiniaria; Actiniidae.